This is a messenger RNA of Frankliniella occidentalis (western flower thrips), 3704 nucleotides long. Its product is annotated as nuclear exosome regulator NRDE2. Gene Ontology annotation, cellular component: catalytic step 2 spliceosome. Gene Ontology annotation, biological process: regulatory ncRNA-mediated post-transcriptional gene silencing; negative regulation of RNA catabolic process. The coding region runs from base 125 to 3667 and encodes 1180 amino acids. The record is from RefSeq and is a predicted model, not a curated record. Lineage: Eukaryota; Metazoa; Arthropoda; Insecta; Thysanoptera; Thripidae. The transcript has 17 exons.
ACAGUAGCAGUACAGUCUGCUCAAAAAUGUAAACACUGCGUUUCGUAAACAUUACGUCCUCUGGCGAAUCUUGUAAACGCCGAGAACGCUUUUCUUCUCGUGUCAGUUUUCUAGUCGAAGCAAAAUGUUCGCAGCAUACGCUAGCACAAGUAAAGGCGAGGCCAAUGAGACGAAAAGUGCAAACUCUGAAUCCAAAAAAAAUGAAUGGCUGUCAAACUCAAGCUUUAAUGUCAACUCGGAUGUCAUUUCAAAUAUUCAAGGUAGGCUUGGUGAAAGCAUUGUGCCAGCCAGAGAAAAAAGUGGAUUGAAGACUGAAAUGCUGGAUGGUAGCAAAAGCAAUGACAACUCAGACUCCUUUUCUACACCACCUAGCUCUCCUUCAACACCUCCGAGUUCUCCUUCGACACCUCUUAGCUCUCCUUCUACACCCCCUAGCUCUCCUUUACCACCAUCAGGCUCAUCACAAGCCUCAGAUAUUUUAGUUUUGAAUUCAUUUAAAUCUGCACAGCACAGCUCAAGCUUGAGCCUUCAUCAAAAAGAAUUGUGGAAUAGCAACACUAGUGAAAGAACUCUAGACACUACCAAGCAAAGAAGAGAAACAAGGAAAAGAGAACGCUCCAUGUCAAUUAAUCACCCUCGUAAGAGCUCCAGUUCAAGUGGGAAAGACUCAUGGAGUCCUCAGAGGAGCACCGAUAUAAGUAGGAGAGACAGAGAAAGAAAGAGAUCCAGAACUAGGCAGAGAAGUAGAAGUAGAGAGAAAGAAGUAUCAAGCACAUAUAAAAAAUAUCAGAAAAGGCUCAAAAAACGAAGGAGCUCCAGCAGUAGUGGGACCGACAGUAGUAUUGACAACAGCAACACCAAGUCGCAUAGAAAUAGUGAUGUCAGGUUUAAUGAUUUAAAAAACAUGCCAUACUAUGAAGACAGGACCAGGGCUUUAGGAAACUUAAAUGUUACAACUCUUUCUCGCCCAGUUGCAGCACGGUAUUAUUGUUCUAAAAAAGGCUUAGGCAUUUCUAGAAAUUAUUUGCCACAGUCCAAGCGCCGCACUUUAAAACUACGUUACUACAAUAAAAUUAUUAAAGAAAUGGAGGCUGACAUGACAACAAGGAAAAAGUUAGAGAGUAUUCCAAAAAAUAGAGGGCAGAUCCAAGGGGAUGUUAAUGACGUUGAAGGAGAAAUCUCUCAUGAAACAGCCAAAUUUAACCAUGAUCUAGCGGAAAAUCCCCAAAAUACUGAUCUAUGGAGAAAAUAUGUCCAAUUUCAAGAUGUAGUCCACCAAUUUGAGAGAGUAUACAGAAGGGGAGGAGGUGCUUCUGGUGCAAGAGUAACUUCGGAACGCAAGUUGGCUAUCCUCGAUAAAGCUCUGAAAGAAAAUCCAAAGUCUGAAGAACUGCUCAGGGAGCGAUGUCAGCUUGCAGAGUCUGUACUACCAAGUGACAAGUUAACACAACAGCUGAAAACAUGGAUUGGAACAGAUCCUGGAAACCUUGCUCUCUGGGAAUCAUUAAUUAUGGCUUCACAAGGCUCUCUCUCAGCCUGCAAAGUUCCAGCUGUCAAAUCCCUUUAUCAAGAAGCUUUCACAAAUAUUCACAGUUUGAAGAGAGGAAACACAGGUUCUGCUGAAACAAUUGAGGCCAAACUUAUUAGUCUUGUGCUUCACUUUGGCCUCUUUUUACGUCAAGCUGGGCUGUGGGAACUUAUGUGGUCUUUCCUUAAUGUUUAUUUAGAAUUUAACAUUGCUAAGCUUGAUCCUACAAAAUUCCAUAUCACAAACACUGUUGCAGAUAAUGCUCUGACUGAACUGGAAGAAGCUAUACUGAAAUCACAACUUCCCUUGUCCACAUUGUGGUUAAGAGUAGAGACAUUACGAGCUGGUACCCAUUGGGUCCCACUUCCAGUUGAUGCAGAAAGUGAAGAUCCACAGAGAUUGGUGUUUCCAGAAGAUGUGAAUGACUUAAUUCAUCCAAUAAACUCUCCUCAUUUGAAUUUCCGUCUUGUGACAGUUACUUUGUCACUUCUAAAGGUGCCAAUAUUACCUUGGCGAGAAAGUGCUGCUAAAGCAGCUGGUUUACAUCCACUUCCAUGGCUUCUGGAUGGUCCAGAACCACUAUUUGCAUCACUCCUGCCCCUUGGAACUUUAGAAUUCAAGGAGACAAGUACUCUGCUUCAGGAUGCAUCACAGUUGGCUUCUGGACCUCAGUAUUUGAUUGCCCGUCCUGGUCAAGAUGAAUAUAUUGACUUUUUGACUCAAGUGUUUUCUGCUUGUGCAGACUGCUUGCCAGCCUCUCAAAAAACAUACUUGAUGGUUUGGUGGCUGCGCUUUUACAGAUGGUUAAUGCAGCUGGAGCGUUUAGGGCAUUGCAAACUUCCUCGAGGUCGAAAAAAGAAAAUGAGGUCAAUGGCUAAAGAUUUGUUGAGACAUGAAUCAAACAGGAGUAAUUUGCUUCUCUUUAAAGAAUUUGCACUUCUGGAGUUAGAAAACGGAAGUGUAGAUGGCGCCAAAAAAGUUCUUCAAGGUACGAUUUCUGCCCUUCCAAACAAUAAGCCAGUACCCAUUGCUACUGAUAGAGCGUACAUCUGUACCUUAUACCGCACAUUGGUCGAGGUUCACCUUUCUUUAACACACAGGGAACUUACAAAUGAUGCACAAGCAAACAGCUCAACAGAAAGUGAACAAAAUGUAGAAAAUAGGAAAAAAGCCCUGAGUUUGCUUGUUUCAUUGGGCAAAGGAGCUGUUUUGAAAAAUGAGCAACCAUCAAACACUGAUGUUGCAGCCGCUUUAUCUAAGUUCAAUCACGUUACAAAGGCUGCCUUAGACAAUCCUGAAACAGAAGAAUUGGACACAUUAAUAGCUCCUGAUGUCUGCCAUCUUGUGCCAACAUUUUUGGUUGAGUGGACAGUGUGUCAUGGCUGGCUCCUUUUUUUGUCCCAUUCAAUUUGGAAAGCUACAACUAUGUUUGAAAAUGUUCUAAGAGAACUUGAGUCUCCAGAAUCUGCAUCAUCUCAACAGGAAAAAAUCGUCAAAGUGCAGCGUGAAGCCUUGCUUGAAUCAUACAUCUCCCUAUUACGACAUCAUUGCUUUGAGACUCGUGGAUCCUUUGGUGUCUUGAGAGAAGUGAUUCUUCGAGGGCUAAAGGAAUUUCCUGGUAACCUUGUAUUUUCAGCCGCAUUAGCUGAUUUAGAGACAAGCAACAGUGGAACUGGUUUGCCACUUUGGCGCUUAUCAAAAAUAUUCUAUGAAUUGAAUUCAGCAAUAGCCUAUGUUCUUUUUGUAUUUGUUAUGAGAUAUCGACUGAAACAACAAGAACUAUGUGCUCACAACACUCAUUCUUAUCUCAAUCAAGGAGGACCUGAGUUACCAGAUCCUAACACCAGAAGCAGAAUGUCAACGCUAUUGAAAAAACUGACCAAGCACUCGAUUAUGCGUCGCUGUCCAAUGCUCUGGCGCUUAAGAUUACAGUUUGCAGCAGCUGUCAGCCACAAUGAUUCUGAGUAUAGUAGUACACUUUACCUUGCCUUGGAAGACUGCCCAUGGGCUAAGACUCUUUAUAUGGACAUAGUCCAAGUACUCCCAACUCAACUGGCACAAGUGCAAGACCUUUUGGUGGAGAAGGAACUACGAUUGCAUGUAACACCAGAGGAAUUAGAAAUUCUUCGUAUUGAUUAAGUAAUUGUCACAAUAAAGAAUUAUGAAGACUAGACAA